AUGGCCUCGCCGCCAAGCUACGAGAUGGAGCCUCUGACGACGGGGUUUGAGGCUCGGAACGCGCUGAUUGAGAAGUCGAUUGAGGUUGUCGAGGACGAGACCACGCCUCGUCGACGAGAUCCUUAUGCCAAAUGGAAGACGACGCUGGGUGUUGGCGCUGGUUUGGCGACGGUGGUGCUGGCGACGAAUGUUGGUGUGCUGGCAUGGGCUAGGUCUUUUGAUGGGAAUGGAGAGGGGAGUGCAACGGUUUUUCAAGGCUCAUGCGAUAUCAUGGAGAAAGUGACUAUCGGCGCUGAACUCGCCGUCAAUAUCUUGAGUUCUUUGCUGCUCGGCGCGAGUAAUUACGCUGCUCAAUUGCUUUCGGCUCCGACGAGGAAAGAUCUUGACCGGCAGCAUGCUCGUGGGAAGUGGCUUGAUGUCGGCGUUUCCAGUGUGAGGAAUCUCAGACAUCUGCCGUACUGGCGGACGGCGAUUUGGGUGAUGCUUGUGUUCAGCACUGUUCCGCUGCAUCUGCUAUACAACUCUGUGAUAUUUACCUUUCGCUCGGCGGUCGAUUACCAAGCCGCUCUUGCCACCGAAGACUUCCUCCAGGAUGGAUAUUGGAAUCAGACCGAUGCACAAUCUGUGCUGGGCGCCAACGUGCAGCAAAUCGCCCAGCUGGCACAGCACGCAGACAACUUAACACGCCUCGAAAACGAUGAGUGCCUGCAAGCGUACGCGACUUCCAUGUUCGAAACGAGUUGGCGGAACGUCCUGGUCAUGGCAAAGCUUAAGAGCACCAACAGCAGCCUGAUCAACGUCUACUCGCACUCAGCCGCCGCAACGGAAAAUGAUCUCAACUGGGUCUGCCACGGGGAUAUCAACAACCUGUACGCUCCUGAGUACUCGAGCUGCGGCUCGGACGUCCUACAUUCGGGUGCGGCCUGGACGAUCCCCAGAGUUCCUGGAUGUCCGCAGAAUCAGGAUACAAGAUUCGGAUAUCCCUACAACCUCCUCGAUGGCUCGGAUGACUGCCCUAACUUCAUUGAUGUUGGGGUGGACUACUGUCUUGCGGAAUCGUUCGCGCCGCAGUGCACGAUUGAUGUUAGCACGAGGCUGCUCGUUGGAGCGAUUGUUUGCAAUAUUGUUAAGAUUCUUUGCAUGCUGGCCGUGCUUUACGCGAGGGAUUUCAGGCCUAUGUUGACGAUUGGGGACGCUAUUACUUCGUUUAUCGAGCGCCCGGAUCCUGUGACUGCUGGGAAGGGAGCACUCGAGGUGGGUGCUGUGACCAGUGGCGUGUGGCGGCAUUUUGAUCGACACCCACCCAUGACCUGGACGAAACAGAGAAGGCGGUGGUGGUAUGCUGUUCCACGGCUACAGCUUAACCUGACCUUCUUGAUUUGCUUUAUCCCCUGGCUCACCACAAUUGUCAUCCUCAUCAAAAUCUUAACCCCCUCCCAGAAAUGCCUCUUCUCAACCUUCGGCGCCAUCGACACAAACAAUAUCGUAUCGAAGACCCUCGACGGAGGCCUCAUCGCCAACGUCGUCCUCGCAAACACACCUCAACUCAUCAUCACCUUCGUCUACAUCUUCUACAACGACGCCUUCACACGCAUGCUGCUCAACAUCGAGUACAUCAACUUCGCCACGACCCGCAAAGCACUACGAGUCAGCCGCCCACAAGGCCAGCAGCGCUCGACUUACUGGCUUCAGCUCCGCUACCGCUACAGCAUCCCCAUCAUGUGCGCCAAGGUUCUCCUGCACUGGCUCGUCUCGCGCAGCAUAUUCCUCGUCCGCAUUACGAUCUAUGACAACGAAGGCCUCCGCGUCCCCACGAGGGAUAUCAACGCCUGUGGCUUCUCGCCCUUAGCUAUCCUGCUCGCUUUCUGUCUCAGCACGCUCAUGAUCGCCGCGCUGGUUGGGAUAGGGCGUUUCCGAUCUUUCGAGGCGGGGAUGCCGGUUGCGAGUGCUUGCUCUGUGGCAAUGAGUGCGGCGGUGCAUUUUCCAGAAGGGCAGAGUGAGGACGCGGCUCUGUUGCCGUUGAUGUAUGGGGUCGUUCCUGGAUUUUCAAGGAAUGGGGCACGGCAGGAUGAGGACGGGUGGAGGCGUCAGUGGAAUCCGACUUUCCCUCGUACGGAGCAUGUGAGCUUCUCAAGUCGGGAGGUGAAAGAGCUGGAGAAUGGGAGGAUAUAUUGGUGA
Molecule: messenger RNA, 2178 nt
Organism: Zasmidium cellare ATCC 36951
Lineage: Eukaryota; Fungi; Ascomycota; Dothideomycetes; Mycosphaerellales; Mycosphaerellaceae
Exons: 4
Coding region: 1-2178 (725 amino acids)
Source: RefSeq, a predicted model, not a curated record